UUGGUGCAGGUGCAAUUGUUGCAAUGUGUGCUAUGACAAUCCCUAAACAUGAUGCUCACAAUGACAAGUUCUGUAAAAUGAUACAUCGCUUAGCAUCAAAAGGUUCCCUAAUCUGUUCAGAAAUUAGGCAUUUUGUUGAUCUGGACAUUGCAGUCGGGCGAAAGAGUCCAGAAGAGAUUUUCCAGUUGUUUGAUCCCGUUAUGCUGCUUAGGCAUCCUCAGACACAUUUCAGUAUUCUUGAUGUAAUGUUAAGUGUCACUGGGCUAAAGCAGGAAGAAUACCAUAGUAAAAGUAUCCAGUGGCUUAGGGACAACAAUAAGAUAACCCAAUACAUUGAGGAGGCUGUCAAACACUUUCCAAACCUUCCAAAAGGAUAUCAGCCUUCGGUUGUUAAGAAUCUACAUUCAGUAUUUUGCACUUUGACAGAGAUACCAAUUAACAUAUCACUGGCUUUCGUACCUAUAUUACUUGAGCUGCUUUCCACAAAUGUGUUGUUUCCAGAGGAACAGAACAAUGUUGUGAUUACACUCUAUGUGAUUGCACAAAAAACCAAAGUGAAAGAUGACUGGGAUUGGCAUUUCAUUAAGAAUUUAGGCUCAGGAAUUUCUGGCUUUUUAAUCGAUAAUCAUACAACUACUGCAAUGUAUGCCUAUGGCAUUUUUGCAAACCUUGUUUCAACUGAACACGCCAAGGGAAUGUUUAAAUCGAUUGGGUUAACUUCUGUGCCUGAAGGGAUUCUUACAUUUGCAGCAAGGAGGAUGGAUGACAUUCUCAAAGAAGGAUUAAGGCACCUGCACAGAUAUUUAGUCCAACCAAGCGCAGUAUUACAAGAUUCCAUAUCAGCUGAAGAAGAGCUGUUGGCACCCAAGAAAAAGAAGAAAAAUAAGAAGAAGAAAAAAAAAAACUCGCAGCUGAACGAUGGACUGCACAACGCUUCAAGUGACCUCUCCACAGCUUCUGUCCAGGAAUCUGUUGCAAAUGAUCUCCAACCUGGCAACACCACAUUUAAAAAAGAGCAGAAGUGGUCAAAAAGAAGUGUGAGAUGGAGAGAGAAAUUAGAGAAGCUCUCAAAAAGUGAGGAAAUCAUCAAAGUUGGAAGCAUAUUGUUUGUGAAUGAUGAAGAAUACCGCAUAGCGACGGGGAGUGAUGGAACUGAGGUCUUCCUUGGCCUCAGAGAGGAUGGCACUGAGGUGGCAGUGAAGAGAAUGUCUAAAACGAAUGAUAAUGUGCUGAAGAACGAGGAAUCAUUCCUAAGACUUCCAGAGCUUGAACAUGAAAAUAUUGUGAGAUACAUGGACUACGCCAAAGACAGUAACUUUGGUUACCUUGCACUUCAACUGUGUGAGUUCACCCUGGAGGAAUUCCUAAGACCUGAUUUGACAGAAAAACAGAAGAGAAAUCUUGUUACGGACAUUUUAUCUAGCUUGAGUGUGCUACAUGGUCAGACUCCUCAAAUCCUCCAUCGGGAUAUUAAACCACAGAAUGUCUUGAUAGAUGUUCGUGAAAAGGCACGUUUGGCUGAUUUUGGCAUCAGCAGAACAUUGCCCAAAGGGCAGACUUCCCGGCACACAAAAAAAGCUGGAACAAAGUGCUGGAUGGCCACAGAGAAUUUAGAAGAGGAUGUUGCAUCGUGCAAGAUGAGCGCUGACAUACAGGUGGCAGGGAUGUUGACAUAUUACAUCCUAUCUGGAGGACAUCAUCCUUUUGGCAGAGGCUCUAGAUGUGAGAGCAACAUUCUUGAUGGUUUCUACAGUCUUGACCAUGUUCAGGAUUUGAUCACAAAGGAUCUUGUGAAGUGGAUGAUCAGCAAAAAUCCAAAUGAAAGGCCUACAGUGCAGGAAUGCCUGGACCAUCCCUUCUUCUGGCUGAAGUCAAAAAAAAUUAGAUACUUAGGAAAUAUCGGUAAUGUGGAGGAGGUGAAAAACUACAGUAAGACGGAGAAAUGCCUCCUUGAUGAACUGGAUCGGGAUGUAGGGGAGGCAAGCUGGAAGGACUGGAAACAAAAGUUCCCCAGGGAGAUAGUGAAGAAAUUGGACGGCAAAGGGACGUGUUCUGAGAACACUGCAGGAUUACUUCGCUUCAUACGCAACCUCCUUCAACAUCCCCCUAAGGACGCAGAGCAAAUUGAUUUGAUGGCCAUAUUUCCUGAUCUCUUCGGAGGCGCAUACGUUUUUGCCAGAAACAAAGGGUGGAACAGCAAGUACAAGCUGAUUGAAAGGGAGAAGGAGGACAUCAUAUCCGGUGCUGCGAUGAGCAAGCUCAGCCUGGAGGACCGGGCUCCAGGCUUCUCUGUGCCUGUCCAGGAGUCAGGAGGACCCCCCCAUUCAGUCACCGUCAUACCAUGA
Messenger RNA from Gadus chalcogrammus (walleye pollock), 2345 nucleotides. RefSeq lists its product as uncharacterized. NCBI's taxonomy places the organism in Eukaryota, Metazoa, Chordata, Actinopteri, Gadiformes, Gadidae. Gene Ontology annotation, molecular function: protein serine/threonine kinase activity; RNA endonuclease activity; ATP binding. Bases 24 to 2345 code for a protein of 773 amino acids. Gene Ontology annotation, cellular component: IRE1-TRAF2-ASK1 complex. Gene Ontology annotation, biological process: intrinsic apoptotic signaling pathway in response to endoplasmic reticulum stress; IRE1-mediated unfolded protein response; protein phosphorylation. The transcript has 6 exons. The record is from RefSeq and is a predicted model, not a curated record.